AAACCACCAGCAAAAGAGCGAAACGAAAGCAAAGAAGAAGCAAGACAAGCGCAAAGAAAAGUAAAGAAAACCACCUUACCAGCCAGCAACAGCAGCAGCAGCAACCAGAAACAUCACAUAAACAUUAACCGACAAACCAGCCAAGAAACCAAGAUACCAACAAAAUGUACGGCAAAUCAAAGACAUCAGCGGUCCCCUCAGAUGCCCAGGCACGAGAGAAGUUGGCCCUCUACGUCUACGAAUAUCUGCUGCACGUGGGCGCCCAGAAGGCGGCACAAACAUUCCUCUCCGAGAUCCGAUGGGAGAAGAACAUAACGCUCGGCGAGCCGCCAGGAUUCCUGCACACCUGGUGGUGCGUCUUCUGGGAUCUGUACUGUGCGGCGCCCGAGCGUCGGGAUCAGUGCGAUCACAGCUCGGAGGCCAAGGCCUUCCAUGAUUACGGAUUCGUCAGCUCCGGCUAUGGCGUGAAUGGCAUUGGACCCGGCGGACCACACAACGCUGGCGGCCCGGCGCCGAGCCCUCUGGGACAGAUGCCGCCCGGCGGUGAUGGCGGUCCGAUGGGACCCGGCGGACCAAUGGGUCCAAACUUUUUCCCAAAUUCAACAAUGCGGCCGUCGCCGCCAACGCAUGCAUCCAGUCCACAGCCGCCGCCGUCACAGAUGAUGCCCGGCCAGCCGCCGUUCAUGGGCGGACCCCGAUACCCUGGUGGCCCGCGACCCGGCGUGCGUAUGCAGGGAAUGGGUAACGAAUUCAACGGCCCGCCCGGACAGCCCAUGAUGCCGAAUAGUAUGGAUCCGACAAGACCUGGUGGCGGCAUGGGUCCCAUGAAUCCACGCAUGAAUCCGCCACGUGGACCCGGCGGUAUGGGUCCCAUGGGCUAUGGCGGACCCGGCGGAAUGCGUGGCCCGGCACCCGGACCCGGUGGAAUGCCGCCAAUGGGCAUGGGCGGAGCGGGCGGGAGACCGCCGCAAUGGCAGCCCAAUGCGUCUGCCCCACUGAAUGCGUAUUCAUCAUCUUCACCAGGAAAUUACGGACCCGGCCCCGGCUCGAAUGGUCCACCCGGACCAGGAACGCCCAUAAUGCCCUCGCCGCAGGAUAACACGCAAGGUGGUCCAGUCGGCGGACCCGGCGACAGUAUGUAUGCACUUAUGAAGCCUGAAUUCCCCAUGGGCGGUGGCCCUGAUGGCGGAGGCGGUGGUGGCGGGCCCGGCGGCAUGGGUCCAAUGGGUGGUGGCCCCAACUCGAUGGGUCCUGUACUUAAUGGCGGCGGUGGCCCCGACGGCACCGGCCUGGAUGGCAUGAAGAACUCACCAGCCAACGGGGGACCGGGAACGCCACGCGAGGACUCGGGCAGCGGCAUGGGUGACUAUAAUCUCGGCGCGUUUGGCGGCCCCGGCGAGAAUGAUCAAACCGAAUCGGCGGCCAUACUGAAGAUCAAGGAGAGCAUGCACGAGGAGGCCAAGCGGUUCGAGAAAGACACAGAUCAUCCGGACUACUUUAUGCCAUAACAACAUCAUCAACAUCAUCAGCAGCAGCAGCAGCAACUUCAUCAGCAGCAGCAGCAGCAGCAACAACAGCAUCUCAAUACGGUGGCAGCCGCUGUGGCAGCUGUUGUGGCAGCAGCUGCAUCCAAUGGCACGGCGGGCAGCUCAUCGGCGGCAUCCAUAGCAGCAGCAGCCCUUGGGGCGGCAGCCUCCAAUCUGCUCAGCAAUGGCAACAACAAUUUCUAAAAACAAAAACAACACACACAAAAAAAAACAAAAAACAAAACAAGCAUAAAACAAAAGCGGUAGUAAAAAUCCUUGAUACAUAAGCAUAAAGUAAUUAAAAUUAAUACUUGUAUGAGAAAAUAGAGAAACCCUUAAAUAUAAUAGACUAAAACAAAAAAAGCAAAACAACAAUUUGUAAAAUGUAAAACUGUAUAACGAUAAAAAGGAUCAAACGAACACGAACAGACAAGGAUCUGUGCCAGGUUUCCGGCUCCUGUAUAGCCCACUGCACUGCAAAUUUCUACUUGUAUUACACACGCUGUUGAUUUUAGAUAAGUUCGUUUUGUUGUUGUAUUGUAUUUUUAAUAUUAUUUGUCGUAAAUUCAACUUGAAAAUGUUCCCCCCCAAAACAUGCAGGAUGGGAAGCAAUGCAGUGAGGUUAGGGCAGAACGGCGUGGGCAGAUUCGAUGUCUGGCAACGCUGUCAGAGCAGCAGACCGCAAAGGGCACGAGACACCACAGCAACACAACAGAGAAAACCAACCAAGAGUAGAUCAUGAAAGCGAAGAAGCAAAAGCAAAUAUACUUAAAGUAAUGUUAACAAAAAAUAUGCAACAAGUCUAGCAAGUCCUUCUGUUUAGUUCAAGCAAGACACAAACACACACAAUCAAUACCUAAUCUAUUAUGUUUCUGACUAUGCCUAGCCCAUCCAACCACUAUUUAUACCAACUUACUUGCUUAUUAAACUAAAAACCCAUUUAUGAUACCAUAGCAUUAUAUAGAUUUAUAUGUGUGGGUGUAUAUAUAUAUAGAGCAGUGACUACCAUGUAUGUACAUUUUUUAGUUUCGUGUGAUUUAUGUUUUUGCAUAUAUAAUACCAAUAAUAUAUAGAGUAUAUAUAUAAUUGUAGAAAGAAAUCAUUAAUCGCAAAAUGAAUUUUUUGUUAAGCAAGGCGCAACAAAAGAUCAACCGCUUAAGGCAUCAAAUGAAUGAAUGAAAUAUUUAUAACAAUUAUGCAUAAAUUACACACAUAGUUGAGAGUAUAUAUAGCUAGCAUUAUUGGACAUGUAUAUGUGUAGAUUGUAACCACACAAAAACCUUCUUAUAAAAUGCUCCUCCGAUUGAUUUGGCACAAUGGUCAGGGCAGGGCAGGGCACGGGCAACGGUGUCUAGAUCGGCCCCAUUCUUGUCCCAAAUAAUAUUCUUCUAUUUAAUUCUCAUUGUACAAAUUGUAAACUUGGCACUUUGCUGUUCGUCGUAUUUUGUAUUGCUUUUAUUCUGUAUUUCUGUCUCUCGUCUGUUUGUUUGUUCGUUUGUUCACGUUUCGUGCUUCACGUUUUUGUUGUAUUGUUUGUUCUUUCUCUCAUGUGUAUUUAUAUUUUAACCAAACUAAAACGAAAACUGUUAUUUAAGUUCCUUUUAACAGCGAGCAAUACCAUAUAUGCGAUAUAAUAUGAUAUGUAUGACUUUUCCCCCUCAGUUUUUUGGAGAUCGGCAAACAGUUUGCACUCGUUUCGAUUUCGUCACGGCAUUGUGUGCAUUAGGACAGCAUAAGAAACUUACAUAAAUAUAAAUGUAUACCAGAAAGGGAUACAGAUUGUAGCCUAUUGUAUGCACUAAUUUAUUGCAGAAUAGCUACGCGCAUAACUAUAAGAUUUAGCUGUUUAAUAUGCAUAUAUGCAAAUAUAUAUUAUAUAUAUAUAUAUAAAUAUAUUUCUUAAACGGCAGCAAAGGCCACCACAAAUGUAGAAACCU
Messenger RNA from Drosophila subobscura, 3463 nucleotides. RefSeq names its product single-stranded DNA-binding protein 2 (gene Ssdp). Lineage: Eukaryota; Metazoa; Arthropoda; Insecta; Diptera; Drosophilidae. Gene Ontology annotation, cellular component: nucleus. The record is from RefSeq and is a predicted model, not a curated record. Gene Ontology annotation, molecular function: single-stranded DNA binding; protein binding. The transcript has a single exon. Gene Ontology annotation, biological process: positive regulation of transcription by RNA polymerase II. Bases 165 to 1508 code for a protein of 447 amino acids.